Messenger RNA from Pestalotiopsis fici W106-1, 2097 nucleotides. RefSeq lists its product as uncharacterized. The transcript has 3 exons. The record is from RefSeq and is a predicted model, not a curated record. Lineage: Eukaryota; Fungi; Ascomycota; Sordariomycetes; Amphisphaeriales; Sporocadaceae. Bases 1 to 2097 code for a protein of 698 amino acids.
AUGGCCACAAAUCGCGGAGAGCGCAUGCUCGAACGCAUGCGUGGGGCCGGCCGUCAUGAAGUCGCAGAUGAAUCCUUUGGUUUUGUCAUGCCCGCCGAGGAGUCCUCUGAAGCCGCCGAGUCCGAGUCUUCACCAUCGCAGCCGUCCGCCCCGCCUUCUGCAAUCCGCUCCGCGUCGAAUACGUCUGCUAAGAGACGCGCAGUUGACGACGCAGCUGCUAUCCCAGAUCCCGAGCCCGUCCCAGAGGAGGAGCUGCUUCAGUUGCAGGAUCGGACCGGCGCUUUGAACAUUAAUCCCUACGAAAUACCGCAGGACCAAUCGCGUGAAGAGGAAGAAGAUGCAGGGGAACCAGCGCAAGAAUCAACAGCGGAACUUGAGGAAGAGCCCGUUGAGGAAGAGCCCGUUGCUGGCUCGUCGCCACAGCUCGGACAGACAGAUCCUUCACCAAUAACAGUGUUCCAAAACCAAGAAAACGAAGACGAAAAUGAAGGGAACAGCGUUGAAGAAUUGCCCAAGCAAGUGGCACGGCCUGGCUCUAGAGACUCGAUGUCCUCCAGGAUAUCUGCUGGAGCUCACGUCUCCGAAGAGGUCACAGAGAGUCCAGUCGGUGCUCCUGGCAGUGGGCAUAGAAGACGAGUGAGGAUGAGCAAUGUCGUCACUCAAAGCGCAGAGCUACAGAGAAUGGUCAUUGACCAGGAAACGGCCUUUUCUAGCGAGCCUGGGGCUUCUUCACCAUUGGCACGUAAAACACGAAUGAGUGGUGUUACGCCAAGCGCAGCCUCUGCCAGAUCUCGGCGGACGACAAGACCGAGCGCAUUGGCUCAGUCAUUUGGUGCUGCCGAGGUGGAUGAGUUAUCACCGCUCCCGGCCCAGUCAAGAAAUAAUGACAACACUAUGAGCAGCAGUUCUGCUCGGUCUAAUCAGAGCUCGACUCGCCGAACCACAACGGCCCCGAUUCAGACUGAACAUGAUGAGUUAUCCUCGCCAGUUCCACUUGUAGAGAGUCGGCGCAGGGCGCAGGCAAAGACGAGAGCAAAGAAGAGCAAACAGCCUAGUCCAGACUUGGCGACACGCAAGGAUGAGGCGGCUUCAAUUGAAGAAGCAGGAAAAGACGCAUCAGUAGAGGAAGACGGUGCUGAACAGAUCGAGGCUGAGGAAGCCGCGCGUGUGAUUGGCCGCAAGCGUCCCCGUACCAGCCCGCCCAGAGAGGAGUCACCAGAACUCGAUGCUCAGCGGGACGAACCUAGUCCGCCGCCAAAGCGUCAACGACAGAAGCGAGCACAACAAAGCCCAGCGGUGCAAUCACAGCCGAAGGCAGCAGUUGGCAGAAAAUUCAACAGCGAGAAACAGAAGCAAAAGCCAAAGGAGAAACCGAGUAGGAAGAGACACAGUGGGGCAGACGAACAAGUGCCCAUUGCUGUACAGAGGUAUACACAGCGUUCACAACAUAAUGAAAGCGACACGGAUGCCGAUAUUCUCAGUGCGGACAUACCAUUUGCGAAUCGCAGCGGCGUCAAUGUCAUUGAUGUACUGGCGCAAAUUUGUGAGGAUGUCAUUGAUACAAACUUGGCAAUCCUGCACGAGGCGGCCAAUAAUACGGUGGAUGCGGCCACAAGAAAAGAAUAUAGGACAAAACUACGAGCACUCGAGGCAUUCCAACAAGAGCUGGGGACCCGGUUACUGGAGCAUACUAUUGCUCUAGACACUCUGCACGCCUUGAAAAAGCGUGUACGGUCGAUCCAAAAGGAGAAGCUUACCCUCAGAAACGAAAUCAUCCGCAUCCGUGCAGAGAAGGAGCAGGUGGCAUUGAAGAUAGAUGCCGUUCGAGUUCGACAUGAAAAGGAAAGCAAACAGUCCCUGGACCAACUCAAUCUUUCCGCCACCAUGCAUGAUAUUGAGCUGGUCAUCGAUAACGGCCGGCAGGCUCCUGAUUUAGGGCCCCGAGAACAGAAGACGGCCGAGCUGGCCAAUCUCGAAUUGAUUGUAUCGCGAGUUGCUGGUCAGGUCGCAACUGAAUCAGGUGUCGGCAAUCUGAAGCUGAUUCAAGAGUUCAACAUGUUUCUGGAGCGUGCGGCUGCUGCCCUGGAAGCUAGAUGA